AUGCUUACUCGGCCGAUCAUACGCGGCCGGAUCGGGAAAUGGACGAUGGCAUUGUCCGAAUUCACCUUCCAAUAUGUAGCCCAGAAAUCGGUCAAAGGCCAGGCAUUGGCCGAUUUCUUGGCCCACCACCCGGUUCAGGGGCAAGAGGGGGAGUUGGAGGUUGAGAUCGGCAUGACCCACAUGGAGAAAAAUUACUGGACCAUGUACUUCGAUGGCUCCAGUACCGAGAUCAGGUCAGGCGAAUCCCCCCAAGGACAAAGGUGGCAAUUUGCGUUCCAACUUGAUUUCAAAUGCACAAAUAAUCAGGCAGAGUACGAGGCACUCAUCAUCGGUCUUGAAAUUCUUAAAGGAAUGAAGGCGACCCGUGUCCUGGUCUACGGUGAUUCUCAACUAGUAAUUAACCAAUUGACCGGGGAAUAUCAGUGCACGAGCGAAAAUUUAACCUUGUACAAUGUAACGGCCCUCAAUACGGUCGACGAAUUUUCUAGGAUCUCCUUCGUUUACGUGCCACGCGCCAAAAACCAUGAGGCCAAUGAGAUGGCCCAGGUAGCGUCAAGUAUGAACAUUCCAAACGGCGACCGUGACCGAGUAAUAAGAAUCGAGAAGCGCAACCUGCCGGCUUUGGCCGAGCGGGGAAUGACAGCGCAGGUAUCAUCGGCCGAGGUUACCAGCGAGGUCGAAGCGGCCGAAACCGACUUGCGCUACCCCAUCGUGAAGUAUCUGCGCGAGCCCUCCGACAACCACGAAAGGACUACUCGCUUCCGAGCUCGAUGUUAUUUAAUUUAUCAGAACGAGCUGUCCCGAAAAGGAUCGGACGGUUUAUUACUCCUAUGCCCCGGCGCCGAAGAUAUCAAGGUUAUCAUGGCCGAAUCCCACAAGGGGAUUUGCGGCGCUCACCAGUCCGGCGUUAAGAUGAGAUGGUUGGUCCGGAGGAACGGCUAUUAUUGGCCAACCAUUUUAAAGAACUGCAUAGAAUAUGCGAAGGAGUGCAUCAAGUGUCAAAUCUACGGCCCCAUACAAAGGGUACCGGCCGACGCCCUCCACCCAGUUACUAAACCUUGGCCGUUCAGGGGAUGGGCCGUGGAUAUCAUCGGCAAAAUCCACCCGGCCGCGUCCAACCAGCACGCCUGGGUUUUAGUAGCAACUGAUUAUUUCACUAAAUGGGUCGAGGCGGAGUCCUAUCAGUCCAUUUCUAGCGCGCAGGUGGUCAGAUUCUUCGAAAAUCACAUCGUCCACAAAUUCGGUAUACCCAAAACCAUCACGGCCGAUAACGGCCCGGUAUUCGCAUCAGCCGAGACUCGAGAAUACGCCGAAAGGAUGGGGAUCAAAUUGGUCCACUUGACGCCCUACUACCCACAAGCUAACGGACAGGCCGAGGCGAGCAACAAGGUAAUCAAGGGUAUCCUUGAGAAGAUGAUUGGGGAAAAACCUAGGGCGUGGCACGACCUACUCCCUGAGGCCCUCUGGGCUUACCGAGUCUCGAAACGAUUAGCUACUGGCACAUCCCCCUAUGCCUUAACCUACGGUCAUGACGCCAUCGUUCCGAUGGAGCUAAAGGUUCAGUCGCUCCGUGUGACCGAACAACAUGGGCAAGAGGAGAAGGACUAUGCGCAGGCCAUGGCUCAGGAGUCAGAAGAUUUGGAGCAAUCCAGGCUUGACGCCUAUAACCUAAUGCAUGCACAAAAGCAGGUCGCAACGAGGUCCUACAACAAGAAACUGAAGCAAAGGACUUUCGCCGAGGGCGACUUGGUGUGGCAUGCCGUACUUCCUAUCGGAACUAAGGACCCUUGGUUCGGCAAAUUCUCACCCAAUUGGGAAGGGCCGUUUAUUAUCGAUCGAAUCCUUGGCCGAAGCGCAUUUUAG
Molecule: messenger RNA, 1863 nt
Organism: Prunus armeniaca (apricot)
Lineage: Eukaryota; Viridiplantae; Streptophyta; Magnoliopsida; Rosales; Rosaceae
Source: the annotation of a GenBank genome assembly